Molecule: messenger RNA, 1641 nt
Organism: Zootoca vivipara (common lizard)
Lineage: Eukaryota; Metazoa; Chordata; Lepidosauria; Squamata; Lacertidae
Gene: ENO3
Product: enolase 3
Biological process (GO): glycolytic process
Cellular component (GO): phosphopyruvate hydratase complex
Molecular function (GO): phosphopyruvate hydratase activity; magnesium ion binding
Source: RefSeq, a predicted model, not a curated record
UCCGGGUAUAAAGGCGGGGGUCAGCCCCCAGCCUGGGCACUGUCAGCAGCUCCCAGCGACAGCCAAGGACCCCCAAGCCAGCCCUACGCAAGUAUGUCUAUCCAGAAGAUCCACGCUCGCGAGAUCCUCGACUCCCGGGGGAACCCCACGGUGGAAGUUGACUUGGAGACAGCCAAGGGCCACUUCCGGGCUGCCGUGCCCAGCGGUGCCUCAACCGGCAUCUACGAGGCCCUGGAACUCCGUGAUGGGGACAAGAGCAGGUACCUGGGCAAAGGGGUGUUGAAAGCCGUGGAUCACAUCAACAAGACCAUCGCCCCCACCCUGAUCGAGAAGAAGCUGAGCGUUGUGGAGCAAGAGAAAAUCGACAAGAUGAUGCUGGAGAUGGAUGGGACAGAGAACAAAUCCAAGUUUGGGGCCAAUGCCAUCCUGGGCGUCUCCCUCGCCGUCUGCAAGGCGGGUGCUGCUGAGAAGGGCGUCCCCCUCUACCGACACAUCGCAGAUCUGGCUGGCAACAAGGACCUUAUCCUGCCCGUGCCCGCCUUCAACGUGAUCAACGGAGGCUCCCACGCCGGGAACAAGCUGGCCAUGCAGGAGUUCAUGAUCCUGCCCGUGGGCGCCAGCACCUUCAAGGAGGCCAUGCGGAUCGGGGCCGAGGUCUACCACAACCUGAAGGCCGUCAUCAAGAGCAAGUACGGGAAGGACGCCACCAACGUGGGCGACGAGGGCGGGUUCGCCCCCAACAUCCUGGAGAACAACGAAGCCCUGGAGCUCCUCAAGAGUGCCAUCGAGAAGGCCGGCUACCCGGACAAAGUGGUCAUUGGCAUGGAUGUGGCGGCCUCCGAGUUCUUCCGCAAGGGCAAAUACGACCUGGAUUUCAAGUCCCCCGACGACCCCAACCGCUACAUCUCCGGCGAGAAGCUGGGGGAGCUUUACCAGAGUUUCAUCAAGAACUACCCUGUCGUCUCCAUCGAGGACCCCUUUGACCAGGACGACUGGGAGACGUGGUCCAAGUUCCUGACGCAGGUGCAGAUCCAGAUUGUGGGCGACGACUUGACGGUCACCAACCCCAAGCGCAUCCAGCAGGCCGUGGAGAAGAAGGCCUGCAACUGCCUCCUGCUCAAGGUCAACCAGAUCGGCUCCGUCACAGAGUCCAUCCAGGCCUGCAAGCUGGCCCAGAGCAACGGCUGGGGGGUCAUGGUGAGCCACCGCUCCGGGGAGACCGAGGACACCUUCAUCGCCGACUUGGUUGUGGGUCUCUGCACAGGGCAGAUCAAGACUGGAGCUCCCUGCCGCUCCGAGCGUCUGGCCAAGUAUAACCAGCUGAUGAGGAUCGAGGAGCAGCUGGGAGACAAAGCAGUGUUUGCCGGCCGCAAAUUCCGCCACCCUCUGGCCAAGUAAAAGCAGCGCCUGGCCCACAGCCCCACCCCAGGGGGGAGCAAGGGAACCCCAGGGAGAAAGUGACAAGAGACCGACCCACCUGCUCUCCUCUCCACCCCCUCCCCCACUGGCCAGGGCUGGCUGGAUCCCCUCAUUUCCCCCUUCCGGGUCCUGGGCAAAGGACCUGGCGGCGCAGCUGAGGAGCCUCUGCUCUGCCAUCCCAUCUCGGGGCAGCGAAUAAACAAGGCCGUUGUGCCAGAGCAA